This is a messenger RNA of Planococcus citri (citrus mealybug), 888 nucleotides long. Its product is annotated as protein HEXIM1-like. The record is from RefSeq and is a predicted model, not a curated record. Gene Ontology annotation, cellular component: nucleoplasm; cytoplasm; nucleus. Gene Ontology annotation, biological process: negative regulation of transcription by RNA polymerase II; negative regulation of cyclin-dependent protein serine/threonine kinase activity. NCBI's taxonomy places the organism in Eukaryota, Metazoa, Arthropoda, Insecta, Hemiptera, Pseudococcidae. Gene Ontology annotation, molecular function: cyclin-dependent protein serine/threonine kinase inhibitor activity; 7SK snRNA binding. The transcript has a single exon. Bases 1 to 888 code for a protein of 295 amino acids.
AUGGAUGUAAUUAGCGUAGUAAACAACGACUCGAGUAGCCAUUUUGAAUCAGAUGGUGUAACACGAACGCCCUCUAAGGAGGCGAAACUGAACGACGCUUUAAGUACCACCUUGGAGGAUAGAAGCGCUGAAGGCGACCGGAUCCGGCGAAAACGUAAAACUCGCCGAUUCAAGAGCAGAUAUAAGAAUAAAUCUUCGAAGAAUCCGAAAUACUCGAAGAAAAUGCGUAGCAGAACGUCGUAUCCGCAGUCGGAAGCACCCAACAAUACGAACGAGUUCUUAAUGGCUGAUCACGACAAUAUCGAAAAUCUAGACGAGAAGAUCGUCGUACCGGAGUUCGCUCGAGACGGUAGUCGUGCCAGGGAGUCUAGUUUUACCAGCGUCGACACAGACGAAUAUUAUUCAUCGCCAGAUAACGACGAAGACGACGAGUACUUCACGAAAGAUUUCGAUAACACGUACCAGUCGGUCUGCGCCGAGAAGCUGGUCGGUAUGUCGAAACCUCAGCUAGCCAAGAUGAUACUAGACUUGGAGAACAAAGUAGACGAGCUGAAUAAGAAGAAGAGUGGUUCUAAUCAAAUGUCCGAUAUACUCAAACAGGUGAACGGGUUCGAUAACAAAGAGCUGAGCAACGAAAUCAAAGAAAUCGUACGUGAAAACGAAAGAUUACGGAAUGAGAACGAAGCUUUGCAGAGAUUCAUCAAAGAGAACGCAGUCACUUGGUCGUCUUCGUCGUCGUCAUCGUCCAACGACUCGGAUUCCGAUAGUCCGAUGAGCGAAGCUGAAAAUAACUCGACGACAGCGGAUAACCAAAGAAUAUCCACCAAUGUUGCGAACACCACCACCUCGACGACGACAACUACAGAAGCUGACGAUGAUCCGGCUUAA